CUACAAGGUAUUCUCUUCUAUUUUCUCUCAAUUUCUCAAAUCACACAGAAGAAAUGGCUUUCCACACUCGCUCUAACAGCUUCCCCUCAAGGCCACACCCGAUCGCUCAACAAGUUGGUGAACUUUUGUGCAGAUUGAGGUCUUCUGAGGCCACCUCUACAUCUUCAUCAUCCAUCAGCCACAAGCUAAAUGGUUUACAAGAUUUGCAAGAUUGUGUUGAUAGGUUGCUUCAGUUGCCCCUCAAUCAACAAGCCUUAGCCCAAGAGCAAAAUGAGAAAUACACUAAUGAGCUAUUAGAUGGCUCUAUCAGACUGUUGGAUGUUUGUGCCAUUGCCAAGGAUGCCGUCUUGCAAACCAAGGAAUGCAUAUUGGAUCUUCAAUCAAUCAUACGAAGAACACGAGGAGGUGAAUCUGGAACUCUCACAAGUGAGGUUAACAAAUACUUAAGCUCCAGGAAGAUUUUGAAUAGGGCAAUUCAAAAGGCUUUGAAGAAUCUAAAGGGCAUUAAAAACCGAUCCACCUUAUCUUCCCUCAACAAGGACCAAGAGACUAUUGACAUUGUUAUUAAGUUGAGAGAUGUCGAAACAGUCACCAUCAUGGUGCUUGAAUCAGUACUGUCCUUCAUCUCCGGGCCAAAGUCAAAGCCAAGCAGCUGGUCAUUGGUCUCCAAGAUGAUGCACUUGAAAAAAGUAGCUUGUAACGAAGAAACAGAAGUAAAUGAAUUUGCAGAAGUGGAUGCUACACUCAAGACAAGCAAAUUUCAUCCCCAAAACCAGCUUGAAAAUCUGGAGUCAUGCAUUCAAGAUCACGAAGAACGACUUGAAGGCCUAUUUAGGCAGUUGAUCAAAACCAGAGUCUCAUUCCUCAACAUCCUUAACCACAAGAAUUAGAUAUUAAAUUUUGCACAUGAAAAGUAUACAUGUAGAUAUACAUCAUCUGAUAUCAAAUUGAUACAGUUUAUUGAGUAAAUUUUUACC
Malus domestica (apple) is the source of this 977-nucleotide messenger RNA. RefSeq lists its product as uncharacterized. Lineage: Eukaryota; Viridiplantae; Streptophyta; Magnoliopsida; Rosales; Rosaceae. The record is from RefSeq and is a predicted model, not a curated record. Gene Ontology annotation, biological process: shoot system development; root development.